CACGGUGAUGCAGCCACAAGCCAAGGGACGUUGAGAAUUACCACACACCACCAGCAUCUAGGGGAGAGGCCUGGGACAGAUUCUGGGUCACAGGUCUCAGAGAGAACCAUGCCUGCCAAUGUCUUCAUCCUGUACUGCCAGCCUCCAGACCUGUCCUUUAUCUCUAUCAUCACUUUAAACAACAUACAGCUUCCAGCACAGAUGAAGCACUCAACAAAUGUUUAGAGAAUGACUGGGUCCAGAACCCCUGGCCUUAUUAUUCAUUCUGUACCCAAGAGUCCUAAGCCAAGCCUUUAAAAGGCAGCCUGAGCUGCGAACCUUGAUCACUCAUUCCAUGCCCUCAGGAGAAUUCCUCCUGCGGUUGCUCCUGACAGUUUCAAAGUCUGCUCUCUUUGAUUUUCUAGCAAUCAAUCGUCUCUUCAGUUUUCAGCUUCUGAUCCUCAGUCUUCAACCACCAAAGGACGGGCUUGGUACUUGGAAUCCAGAAUGAAUUACACACGGUUCAUCACAGCCAAGAGUGCGGCCAGAAAACCUUAUUCCAUCAGAGUCAUGUAUGAGAAAUUGGACAAGGCCCCGAAAUCUGUCAUCUCCUUGGCGACUGGAAUACCAAACCCCAAUAUGUUCCCUUUCAAGACUGCAGUUAUCACCACAGAAAACGGGAAAGCUCUCCAGUUUGACGAAGAGUUGAUGAAGAAAGCUCUGCAGUAUUCUCAGAGUGCUGGAAUCCCAGAGCUGUUAUCCUGGCUAAAACAGUUACAAGUAAAAUUGCAUAAUCCGCCCACCAUCCAUUAUGCACCCAGCCAAGGACAGAUGGACAUAUGUGUCACAUGUGGCAGCCAAGAAGGUCUCUGUAAGGUGUUUGAAAUGAUCAUUAAUCCUGGAGAUAAUAUCCUCGUAAAUGAACCUGUUUAUUCAGGAACGAUUCAUGCUCUGCAACCCCUGGGCUGCAACAUGAUUAAUGUUUCCAGUGAUGAGCACGGGAUUAUUCCAGACUCCCUCAGAGAAAUACUUUCCAAAUGGAAACCAGAAGAUUCAAAGGACCCUGAGAAAAACAGCCCCAAAUUUCUUUACACUGUCCCAAAUGGCAACAACCCCUCUGGGAACUCAUUAACAGCUGAGCGCAAAAGGGAAAUCUAUGAGCUCGCAAGAAAAUAUGACUUCCUCAUCAUAGAAGAUGAUCCUUACUAUUUUAUGCAGUUCAACAAGCCCUGGGCACCGACAUUUCUCUCCUUGGACGUGGAUGGACGUGUCAUCCGAGCUGAUUCUUUUUCCAAAGUCCUGUCCUCGGGGUUGAGAGUAGGGUUUAUAACUGGUCCAAAGCCCUUGAUCGAGAGAAUUGUUUUACACAUACAAGUUUCAACAUUGAACACCAGCACUUUUAGUCAGCUCCUGGUAUCACAACUUCUGCAUCAGUGGGGAGAAGAGGGCUUUCUGACUUACAUCGACAGGGUUAUUGAUUUCUACCGGAAGCAGAGGGAUGCAUUACUGGCAGCAGCAGACAAGUGGUUAAGUGGUUUGGCAGAAUGGCAAGUUCCUACUGCUGGAAUGUUUCUGUGGGUGAAAAUUAAGGGCAUUCAUGAUGUAAGAAAACUGAUUGAAGAAAAAGCUGUUAAGAAUGAGAUAUUCAUGCUUCCAGGAUAUGGUUUCUACAUGGAUAGUUCAGCUCCUUGCCCCUACUUCAGAGCAUCCUUCUCUUCAGCUUCUCCAGAACAGAUGGACAUGGCCUUUCAGAGAUUAGCCCAACUUAUAGAAGAAUCUCUAUGAAGAAAUCAAACUCUUUGUAGCACUCAUGGAUUUCAGAUAAAUUAUUUCUAUGAUUUAGCAAGAAGAAAUGAUCACUGGUGUAAGACUUACAGAUUGGGUUUCAACAAAUAUGUCACAUUUGUAAAAAUUUAACUACAAAACUUUUAAAGUGCCCUUGAAACCAUCAGAAUACCAAAAUAUAUUUAUAAUCCUUUUGAUAAAUUUUCAACCCCCCAAAUGAUAUCCUUAUCACGGGUUUUAUUGUAAAGAACUCUCUAGUCGCUUUCUGCCUUUUCAUACUUAUCACAGUAAAAUACCAGGCUGGAGGAAGCACAAGCUGGAAUCAAGACUGCCGGGAGACAUCAAUAACCUCAGAUACGCAGAUGACACCACCCUUAUGGCAGAAAGU
Messenger RNA from Bubalus bubalis (water buffalo), 2152 nucleotides. RefSeq names its product kynurenine/alpha-aminoadipate aminotransferase, mitochondrial. Lineage: Eukaryota; Metazoa; Chordata; Mammalia; Artiodactyla; Bovidae. Gene Ontology annotation, biological process: biosynthetic process. Bases 487 to 1764 code for a protein of 425 amino acids. Gene Ontology annotation, molecular function: pyridoxal phosphate binding; L-kynurenine:2-oxoglutarate transaminase activity. The transcript has 14 exons. The record is from RefSeq and is a predicted model, not a curated record.